AUGGAAGGGCACGUGUUGGGGAGGAUGAGGAGGAGGGAUCACCUGCUGCUCAUGGAUGCGCAUGGCGCGGCGGCGGUGCAGACGCCAAUGGAGCCCAUGGAGUUCCUGUCCCGGUCGUGGAGCGUGUCCGCGUCGGAGAUUUCCAGGGUGCUCACCGGCGGCGUCGGCGGGAGGCGGAGCACCAACUUCGUCGUCGACCGCCUCUCCGGGAAGCUCAUGCCGGAGACGCUCGCGCUCGCCGCCGCCUCUGGCACCAACCUAAGCCCCCGCAAGCGUAAUUUCAGGUGCAGGAGCGCCAUCUCCGCGGCGGCGCACCAGCACACGAUCGGGAGGUGGUUCCACCACAGGGACGGGAGCAGCAGGGUCGACAAGGCCCGCGCCGAGCGGGCGCGCGUGCACGCCGCGGUCACCGUGGCGAGCGUGGCGGCUGCCGUCGCAGCCGUGGCCUCCGGCGCCGCGAACCCGGGCGACCUCGACGAUGCCAAGAUGGACGCCGCGCUGGCCUCCGCCACGCAGCUGCUUGCCUCGCACUGCAUCGAGAUCGCCGAGCUCGCCGGCGCCGACCACGACCAGGUGGCAUCCGCGGUGGAGGCAGCGGUCGACGUGCGGAGCCCCGGGGAUCUCAUGACCCUCAGUGCCGCCGCAGCCACAGCUCUGAGAGGAGCGACGGCGCUGCGGCUUAGAGCGCAGCGGGAGGCGAGGAGCAAGGCGGCCGUGGCGCCCUACGAGAAGGCCGGAAGCUGCCGCGGGGACGUAUGGUGCAAGGAAGGGACGCUCCUCAAACGCAGCCGGAAAGGCGCUUUGCACUGGAAGCGAGUGGCCGUGUACAUCAACAAGAAGUCGCAGGUGAUCGUGAAGCUGAAGAGCAAGCACAUCGGCGGCGCCUUCUCCAAGAAGAAGAAGAGCGUCGUGUACGGCGUCCACGACGACAUGCCGGCGUGGCCGGCGCGCGCGUCGGGCGGCGGCGUGCCUCCCGCUUCGGAGUCGGCGGUGGCGGAGAAGUUCCACUUCGGGCUGAGGACGGCGCAGGGCGUGGUGGAGUUCCAGUGCGAGAGCAGGGAGCAGAAGCAGGACUGGGUGGAGUCGGUGAAGAAUCUGCUCCGGCAGGCGGCCGGCGGGACGGCUCAGCUCGAGCACUCGUUCGAGUCGCUCCGGCUUAGCUCCUCGUAAAUGUGAAAACCCAGUGAAUUCGUUUUCGUUUGGUGUAAAUUUACCCGUCGAGAUCCCUUCGUUGCCCGCUCGUUUUAUCGCAAAGGGAGCAGCUGAGGUGUUGGAUUGGAGCUGAAGAAUAAAAUGUGCAGA
Oryza brachyantha (malo sina) is the source of this 1302-nucleotide messenger RNA. RefSeq names its product VAN3-binding protein-like. The transcript is spliced from 4 exons. Bases 1 to 1170 code for a protein of 389 amino acids. Lineage: Eukaryota; Viridiplantae; Streptophyta; Magnoliopsida; Poales; Poaceae. The record is from RefSeq and is a predicted model, not a curated record. Gene Ontology annotation, biological process: leaf vascular tissue pattern formation; auxin-activated signaling pathway; phloem or xylem histogenesis.